AUGCAGAAAUGGCAAACUCGUGGUGAAGUACAAACCCAACAUCUCUUCCAUGGAACAUCAGAGAAACUAUUGAACAUUAUCUGCAGAGAUAAUUUCAACUGGCGACUUAGUGGCAAAAUUACUGGCUCCAAAUUUGGUAAAGGAAUCUACCUUGGCACAACAGCUAAAUAUGCAGACUCAUUUGCUGAGAGUGAUAACUUGUAUAGGAAAAUAUUCCUGUCACGUGUGUUAGUUGGUGAUUUCGUUCAAGGUGAUCCAAGUUAUAAUCUGCCGCCACCAAGAGACGAAAGUGAUCCAUUUGGAAACCUGUAUGAUGCAUGUGUUAACAAUGAGUUGAAUCCAUGUAUUUUUGUAAUUUUUGACAAAAGUCAGAUAUAUCCUGAAUAUGUUAUAACAUACAUGAGAUAUGACGAUAUUCAUUGA
This is a messenger RNA of Saccoglossus kowalevskii, 423 nucleotides long. Its product is annotated as poly [ADP-ribose] polymerase 12-like. Lineage: Eukaryota; Metazoa; Hemichordata; Enteropneusta; Harrimaniidae. The record is from RefSeq and is a predicted model, not a curated record.